Cercocebus atys (sooty mangabey) is the source of this 2718-nucleotide messenger RNA. RefSeq names its product glycoprotein Ib (platelet), alpha polypeptide (gene GP1BA). The transcript has 3 exons. Bases 270 to 2252 code for a protein of 660 amino acids. Lineage: Eukaryota; Metazoa; Chordata; Mammalia; Primates; Cercopithecidae. Gene Ontology annotation, molecular function: protein binding. The record is from RefSeq and is a predicted model, not a curated record.
CAAAGCUAUGGGAUUACAGGCGUGAGCCACUGUGCCUGGCCCUGGAGAGGUUUUUAAAAGAUGGCAGAAGGCUGUUUGGAGGAGUCCACCCCCAUCUCCCCUGUGUAAAAGGAAAGCGGAAGAGAGAACCACAAAGGCGGCUUGGGGGAAAGCCGUGGAGUGAGGCGAUAAGGGCUUGUGUCCAAGGGAUUCCUGGUCACUGGAAUCCCUAUCAGGCCUGCAUUUCCUCCUCACCCCCAUCCUCUUUCUUGCCACUGGCUUAGUCCUCCAUGGGGCUAGAAGAGAGAAGGACUGAGUUGAGUGGCACCUCAGAAGACGCUAUGUGCCUUCGGAGGUCUUUCUGCCUGCCUGUCCUCAUGCCUCUCCUCCUCUUGGUGCUCCUGCUGCCAAGCCCCUUACGUCCCGAACCCAUGUGUGAGGUCUCCAAAGUGGCCAGCCACCUAGAAGUGAACUGUGACAAGAGCAAUCUGACAGCACUGCCUCCAGACCUGCCAAAAGACACGACAAUCCUCCAGUUGGGGGAGAACCUCCUGUACAACUUCUCCCUGGCAUCCCUGGUGCCUUUCACUCGCCUCACUCAGCUGUACUUAGAUAAGUGCGAGCUCACCAAGCUCCAGGUCGAUGGGACACUGCCAGUGCUGGGGACCCUGGAUCUAUCCCACAAUAAGCUGCAAAGCCUGCCCUUGCUAGGGAAGUCACUGCCUGCUCUCACCAUCCUGGACGUCUCCUUCAACCAGCUGACCUCGCUGCCUCUUGGUGCCCUGCAUGGUCUUGGCAAACUCCAAGAGCUCUACCUGAAAGGCAAUGAGCUGAAGACCCUGCCCCCAGGGCUCCUGACGCCCACACCCAAGCUGGAGAAGCUCAGUCUGGCUAACAACCACCUGACCCAGCUCCCCGCCGGGCUCCUGGAUGGGCUGGGGAAUCUCGACACCCUUCUCCUCCAAGAGAACUCGCUGUAUACGAUACCAAAGGGCUUUUUUGGGUCCCACCUCCUGCCUUUUGCUUUUCUCCAUGGGAACCCCUGGUUAUGCAACUGUGAGAUCCUCUAUUUUCGUCGCUGGCUGCAGGAUAAUGCCGAAAAUGUCUACGUGUGGAAGCAAGGUGUGGACGUCAAGGCCAUGACCUCUAACGUGGCCAGUGUGCAGUGUGACAAUUCAGACAAGACUCCUGUCUACAAAUACCCGGGAAAGGGAUGCCCCACCCUUGGUGAUGAAGAUGACCCAGGCCUAUAUGAUGACUACACAGACGAGGACACUGAGGGUGAUGAGGUGCGUGCCACAAGGACUGUGGUCAAGUUCUCCACCAAAGCCCAUACGACUCCCUGGGGUCUGUUCCACUCAUGGUCUGCUGCUUCUCUAGACGGUCAAACGCCCUCCUCCUUGCAUCCAACACAAGAAUCCACUAAGGAGCAGACCACAUUCCCCCCAGAUGGACCCAGAUUCGACACUUCACAUGGGAUCUGCCCAUUCUCAAAAACUCCAAAUCCACUACUGCAAACUGACACAAGCCCGACCACCUCGAGCCCACCCCAAGCCCCACUACCCCCAGAGGCCCGCGCCCAGAAGACACCCCAGCGAGCCCCACCCCACCCGGACCACCCACAGCCACCGGCCCCAGUUCAGACCACCCCAGAGCCCACCCCAAGCCCGAUCACCCCAGAGCUGGCCACAAGCCCGACCAUCCCGGAGUCUGCCACAAGCCUGAUCACUCCAAAAAGCAUCACAUUUUUGACUACCACAAAACCCGUAUCACUCUUAGAAUCCACCAAAAACAACAUCCCUGAAUUUGAUCAGCAACCAAAGCUCCGUGGGGUGCUCCAAGGGCAUUUCGAGAGCUACAGAAAUGACCCUUUUCUCCACCCCGACUUUUGCUGCCUCCUCCCCCUGGGCUUCUAUGUCUUGGGUCUUCUCUGGCUCCUCUUUGCCUCUGUGGUCCUCAUCCUGAUGCUGACCUGGGUCAGGCAUGUGAAACCACACGCCCUGGACUCUGGCCAAGGUGCUCCUCUGGCCACAGCCACACAAACCACACAUCUGGAGCUGCAGAGGGGACGGCAAGUGACGGUGCCCCAGGCCUGGCUUCUCUUCCUUCGAGGCUCACUCCCCACUUUCCGCUCCAGCCUCUUCCUGUGGGUACGGCCUAAUGGCCGUGUGGGGCCUCUAGUGGCAGGAAGGAGGCCCUCAGCUCUGAGUCAGGGUCGUGGUCAGGACCUGCUGGGCACAGUGAGCAUUAGGUACUCUGGCCACAGCCUCUGAGGGUGGGAGGCUUGUGGAGCUUGAGAGAGGAGCCUAUGGGCUCUCCUAUCGAAUCUAGUUGGGGGUUGGGGGCAUAAGUAACAGAGAGUCAUGGGGGAGGGGUCUUAAUUCCUUUUUCUGUAUCAGAAGCCCUCUCUUUGCACCACAGGCACACAACUUCAGUCCCAGCAAAGCAGAAAGGGUAAUGACAUGGGGUUGGGUGGGUCACAGGACAAAGCUCCCGAUGCUGCAUGGGGCGCUGCCAGACCUCACGGUCAAUCAUUUUGGCGGAAUACAGCAUGGUUCCCACGUGCAUCUAUGCACAGAAGAAAAUCUGGAAAGUGAUUUAUCAGGAUGUGAGCACUCAUUGUGUCUGGAUGUUACAAAUAUGGGUGGUUUUAUUUUCUUUUUCCCUGUUUAGCAUUUUCUAGUUUUCCACUAUUAUUGUAUAUUAUCUGUAUAAUAAAAAAUAAUUUUAGGGUUGGGA